AUGGAAGCGUAUAUCAAACAAAAUCAGAUAAAGUUUAUUAUGCACAUACCCUUAAUUAAAAAUGAACUUUAUAAUUAUUAUAAAUUAAUACCUUUACCAGUGCAUAGUUAUAGUAAUAAUAUAUCUAACAUUAUCCUUCCUAAGUAUCCCUAUGUCCUAGUGAAAGGGUUGAAAGUCGAGCCGCUCUCACAACCAUGCCAAGAAAUAGAUGAAAACCGAUUUUUAUGUUCUGAAUUUGAAACUAUACUGGUAUUGAAGGACGAAUGUAUUACUACACUAAUGAAUUUUUCCCCCAACACAUCUUCAUGUCGUCCUGUGCCCGUUCUAAUCGAAGAUGUCAAGAUUUAUUUAGUACAACAAAAUCAUUGGAUAAUAUUUUCGAGAAUAGAAACCAUUAUAUCUAAAACGUGUGACAACGACGUUUCACAUGAGCCAUUAAUGGGCACUUACCUGUUAACCCUAGAUGAUGAUUGUUCGAUAAGAAUCAAGGAUUUCAACUUAAAAAGAAACGAACACCAGGGAAACGAUAUCGCGUUUACCCGAUUCCCAAUUGUAAACCUACCGUUAAUCUCCAGCGAAAUUAAGUCACAGAACAAGCGUCUGAAUUUAGAUGGAAUCGACCUUGCAGACGUUCAGCUCUUAAACCUUUUGGUGAAAAAUAGUGUUCCUACAAGUGUUAGUGAAAGUGAAUUAAAUCAAUGGUUCUUUGGUAUAAUUAAUAUAGUAAUAAGUUUUUUACUCAUGACAUGUGUCAUUUUAUUAGCAUUUAAAAAUAGAAUUAAGAAAAUUAUGUUUCAACCUAAACAGAAUAUUCGAGAUCAUCCAAACCCUGAGGAUAAUCUCGAUUCUAAGGAGAGAGGAGUUAUACAGUCACAAGACAUAUUUCCUAAUCUUUAA
Molecule: messenger RNA, 897 nt
Organism: Pieris macdunnoughi
Lineage: Eukaryota; Metazoa; Arthropoda; Insecta; Lepidoptera; Pieridae
Source: the annotation of a GenBank genome assembly